AUGAUAGACUUUGCCAAUUACAUUAAGUGUAUGACUGAGGUGCACAAUUUUCAACAGUUCCCAGAGAAACAAAACAACCUACUGGUCAGCGGCGAACUCAGUGCUCCAAAGGAUGUGGGAAGUCUCCUGGACUGUUUGUCCCAGUGUUCCAGUGUAGACUGCAAGGUUAUCUUUUACAAUGGCAGGUCUCGUGAGUGUUUCCAGUUAAACCGACACAUUACAAAUCUGGACACCUUCACAGCCAGCAGCGACAUAACAGUGUACGUUGAUCCUACAGUUCCAACCACUACUACUACUACUACUACUACUACUACUACUACACCAUCACCAGGGGAUGACUGA
Saccostrea cuccullata (small rock oyster) is the source of this 342-nucleotide messenger RNA. RefSeq lists its product as uncharacterized. NCBI's taxonomy places the organism in Eukaryota, Metazoa, Mollusca, Bivalvia, Ostreida, Ostreidae. The transcript has 3 exons. The coding region runs from base 1 to 342 and encodes 113 amino acids. The record is from RefSeq and is a predicted model, not a curated record.